UAAACUUGAUCAAUAAAAAAAUGAAAUAAACCAUUAUGGAAAAUCGUUGUUGUGUGGCUUGUCUCCUGGAUGAAACCAAAAUCGCCAUAAAAACUGACAUUUCUGAAGACAUAAUCGAAACUUAUAAAAUUUUAGUGCAAUAUGAGGUCAACCAACUGAACCAUGAACCGAAAGAUUUUUGCUCGAAAUGUGUGGAAAAGUUAACUUUAAUUCAGAAUUUCAUGAAAAAAUGCCUAAAAUCCAUCGAAAAACUCAAAAAACACGAGCCGGAAGAAAAUUCUUUCAUUACGGUUUUUAUCAAGCAAGAAAUUCUCGAAGAACAAGACGAAAGUGAGAUAAUUGAACAUGAAAAUGUUGAAAUUAAGUACUUGGAGGAGUCAUCACAACCUGAUGAGGUACAAUUUGAAGUAAAUUCUGAGCAAUCGGGUGUGAAGUCGGCUAAUAAUUUCCCGAAUUUAGCAGAAAUUGAGGUUUUUGUCCCCAAAAAACUUGGAAGACCAAAGAAAAAAGAAGAAGAAAAGAAAAAAGUGACUCGAAAUACUGAACAAAUUUAUUGUGCUCAUUGUCACAAAUAUUAUUUCAACAGAGUUUCACUCGCGAGACACAUUCGGAAGAAGCAUCAAGGCGGUUUGGAAUGCAAAUACUGCUGUCGGAUCUUCAUGGACAGGGAAAAGUACGAAAUUCACAUGACAGAAAAGGCUCCGAUCGAAAAAGAAGCUAAAGAAAGCGGAAAAAAGGAGAAAAGUUACUUUUGUGAGCAUUGUGGGUACAGUACGCCUCACAAUUCGACCAUGCACACACACAUGCAAAUGUAUCAUUUGAACGAAUCUGAGAAAAUUUGCGAUUUUUGUGGAAAAGGGUUCAAAUUGAAGCACGCUUUGGUCCAACACAUGCGACGACGACACAUGGAAAAGAAACAUUUUUGCUCAGAAUGCAACGAAAAGUUCCCCGAAUUGCAUUUGCUGCGAAAACACGAGAAAUUUUUCCACAGCGAAGGCUCGCGACCCGACGGAAAUGCUCAAUGCAAAUUCUGCGGCGACUUUUUCAAGGCACAUUACCUCAUGAAGCACAUCCAAGGUGUUCAUAUGAAGCUCAAACUCUACAAAUGUGAGCAUUGCAACAAUUCCUUUGACACGGCACACCAAAGGUACAUGCAUGUAAAGCGAGUGCAUGAAAUCGAGAACGUCACUUGCGAAUUAUGCGCGAAAGAAAUGACGAAACAGCAUUACCGGAGACACAUGGCGAGCGUUCAUGACGUUCAAAUUGCGCCGAAAACGAGUUAUAAAAGAGUUACGAUGCCAAAAAAUUACCAACGCGAGGCGUGGGAUAAGAAAAAACGAGAAAAUCAAGCGAAAAGGGGCAAAAUAAAAGAAAAUGGCACAGACGAAGUAAAAAAAGAAGCGAAAAAGCCGUGCGAGCAAUGUGAUGAGAUUUUUGCGAGUUCGAGGGAAUUGAAGCAACAUCAAAUUCGGAAACAUUACGAUUCGGCAACUUUAUCGAAAUAUAUGCCGUGUCAGGUUUGCGAAGAUUUGGUGCUGAAAAGGGGAAUGUGGCAUCAUCUGACAUUGACGCAUAGUGACACGAAGCAGUUUCAGUGUGGAUUGUGCAAGUCGGCUUUUAAGUCGAAAGGCGGAUUGGAUGAACAUCAUAAUACGAAGCAUCUCGGAAUUAAGAUGUUCAAAUGCACUCACUGCUCCGAAGCAUACGACAAAAACAGCUUACUCCGAAGGCAUUUUGAGCGAAUUCAUGGCUUAACUUACACAGCGGAAGAAUUACGAAACGUCCUUGGACUGAGGCCUUUAAAACUAUUCAAACCAACAUUAAAACAAGAAUCAAACCAAAUAUCAUAAAAAAUAAUAAAUUUUAUUUUAAUUCCAAUUAUUUACACAUUUUUCCUUAACAAUUCUUAACCAAAUUGUGUAAAUUUGAGCAUUUUUUCC
Molecule: messenger RNA, 1940 nt
Organism: Culicoides brevitarsis
Lineage: Eukaryota; Metazoa; Arthropoda; Insecta; Diptera; Ceratopogonidae
Product: zinc finger protein 729-like
Exons: 3
Coding region: 36-1850 (604 amino acids)
Biological process (GO): regulation of transcription by RNA polymerase II
Cellular component (GO): nucleus
Molecular function (GO): zinc ion binding; RNA polymerase II cis-regulatory region sequence-specific DNA binding; DNA-binding transcription activator activity, RNA polymerase II-specific
Source: RefSeq, a predicted model, not a curated record